Molecule: messenger RNA, 1293 nt
Organism: Clonostachys rhizophaga
Lineage: Eukaryota; Fungi; Ascomycota; Sordariomycetes; Hypocreales; Bionectriaceae
Source: the annotation of a GenBank genome assembly
AUGGCAGCUUCAGUCCCACCGUCGCCAAUCGACGACCGGCCCAACUUCGACCUCAAUCUCCAACACGGCCACAAGGACCUGGUCCUGGCCGUCGCCUUCAACACCUACGGCGACCGGUGCGCAACGGGCUCCGUCGAUGGCAAGAUCCGUGUAUUCAAUCGCCACAAGGAUGGCAUCUGGCGUCUGUGCGAUAACUGGAGCGCGCAUGGCGGUGAGGUCCUCGAGCUCCAAUGGCUCUCCGCCACCAUCUACCCCAACAUAAUCGCCUCCCUCGGCAUCGAGGGCUGGUUCUGCCUCUGGGCCGAGGACCCCUCCGCGGCGCCCGGCCGCCGCUUCUGCUCAGGCUCAUCCCGCUCCGCCAGCUCAGGCACCGGCCGCCCGGCCUUCAGCUCGCGCUCCCCCAGGUCCCCCUACCGCUCCUUCAGCAUCAAGCACAACGAGGAGAACCGCCACACCUACCUCGCCCUCCUCGCCACCGACGGCCGCCUCACGGUAUUCGAGAACGAGCAGCCCGAGCACCUGUCCGAGUACGUCUCCAUCGACGAGUUCUCCGUCUGCCCCAAGCCGAGCCGCGGCGAGGAGGUGUCCUUCAAGGUGCGCUUCGACCCGAACCCGGAGCCGUGCUACGCGGCGCUGCGCGCGGGCGUCAUGACGGACUCGCUGGGCCUCGUCGUCGCGGGGAUGGACACCGUCAAGGUGUACCGCUCUCGCGAGAUCGUCACCACCGCCCUGGGCGUCCAGAGCAGCCAGAAGGAAUUCUACCCUGCGGUUGAGAUCACCGGCCACCGGGGUCUGGUGCGAGACGUCGCAUGGGCGCCGGGGAAUAUCAGAGGCUACGACAUGAUCGCCACGGCCUGCCAGGAUGGCUAUGUCCGCGUAUAUCGGCUGGACACACCCGACUCCAGCUCUAACGGUUCCUGGUCUGUUGCAAACCUUCACAAGCCUGUCGCGGAUAAUGGCGACAGCAACGAAUCUGCGAUCGCCAAGAGCGGUCCCCUAGAAAAGCACUCCCAUCACUCCUCAAGCCUCAGCGCAAGUCUGGCCAAGUCUGGGGCCAAUGGAGAUAGAGUCUGGGCCGGGCAGCCUGGGCAAGUGAAGCAUACAUACAAGGAGAUCUCCAGGCUGGACAACGACCGCACCCCCAUCUGGCGUGUCGGCUUCGACGACGAUGGCCAGAUUCUAGGCACAACCGGCGAUGAUGGGCGUUUACUCUGCUACCGUCAGACUCCCGAUGGCUCAUGGGCUAAGAGCUCGGAGCUAGCCAUGAUGAAGACGCGGAUGGUUGCGCCGUGA